UUAAUUUGAGUAUCUUCUAAUUAUAUUUGUGUGUGGGUGUGUGUGUGUAUGUAUAUAAUUAUUAUAAAAAAUAAUUCGCAUCCAUAUAUUUUUUCUAUCAGAUUUAACAAAUCGUUACAAUACAUUCAGAAAUGCCGAGAACGGUGGAAUGUAUGCUUUUACCAUUUUAUUAAAUAAAUAUUUUAACGUUAUAAUCAGUGAAAUAUAUACAGUAGAAGGAGACGUUUUUAAAAUUUCGCGUACGUAUACAUAAUUAUAUACAUAUUCCUCCUAAGAGCAAAAAAUAAUAACUUAAAACUAAUCAGAGGACACGAUACUAUCUUUAUGGAGGAUUCAUCAAGGUGAAUUAAUAUUAAACAUUAUGCCAAAGGUGAUAAACUGUGCUUUUAAUGUAAAAAAUGCAGUAAUGGCCAUAGAAGAAAAUGCAGAAUUUAAGUUGAAAAUGAACAUAGUUAUUUCGGCUGGAAACGUAAUAUUUAGUAUCCUCGGAAACGAACUAUCACGACAUUACGUUAUCGCGGGUCAACCGCUUUUAGAUUUUAAAAAAGCACAGGAUAUUUCUCUACCUGGUGAUUUAAUUUUGUCUACAAAGGCCUGGGAAUAUUGUACACCUUCCAAAUACGAAUAUGUGAUCAAGGAUGCGCAUAAUAUAAAAGUUUGCUAAAAGAUUUUUGAACUAAUAUACUGUCUAUUCAAGACAAUCAUUUGUUCCAA
Vespula vulgaris is the source of this 714-nucleotide messenger RNA. Its product is annotated as adenylate cyclase type 10-like. The transcript is spliced from 2 exons. Gene Ontology annotation, cellular component: cytoplasm. The record is from RefSeq and is a predicted model, not a curated record. Lineage: Eukaryota; Metazoa; Arthropoda; Insecta; Hymenoptera; Vespidae. Bases 362 to 664 code for a protein of 100 amino acids. Gene Ontology annotation, molecular function: adenylate cyclase activity.